AGGGAGUUCCCUUCGAGAGGUCCUUAAUGCAGCUCCGAUGUUUAGACAUUAGGGGGGAAAAAAAGGUUGAAGAAAACAAGUUGUUCCAGGCGGGAGAGGCUGGCACCGCUGGCAGGUAGGCUGCCAGAGCAGUGACAGUGCCGGGGACUGCCUUCUGCUGCGCUGCUUUUGUGUCGCUCAUUGUGGGAAAGUUUUGCAAUCGCCGUAAGAAGGAAAUCCAAGGUUUAAAACCCAUGUGGUGAAGUGCUCCACUUGCCGGAGCAGGCUUGGGCUGUGACGUGUCCCUGGCUCCCAGCCUGGGAGCCCUCGGGCAGGGCAAGAACAGCCUGACACUCCUCUGACACACAGUAAGUGCUCUCUGCCUCUUCCCGUUCCUUUGUUUGUUUACUUGGGGGCUGCCACUGCUGCCUGUCUGCACAUCGCCUUGUCACUGAACUUGAAAGACUUUAUGUCAAGUGCAAAGUCAGAUGUUUCACAAAGUUAAUCAUCAGCAAAAUACAAAUCAAUGAAGAAUGUAUUUACUUUAGAGAACUGUGUUCCAGCUCCUAUCGGGGAGAAGGAAAACCAUGGACAGACCAAUCGCUGCUGGCCAGCUUAAAGAAAAAUCGGUGUUCCAGGACAGUAAUGGCAGUGCAGUCUCUGCCAAGCCUGCGUGCCAUAAUUGUUCCAAGCUGAAGAUAUUUCUUGGAGCUCUAGCUUUUUCCUUUUUUGCCAAAGGAUUUUCUGGAAGCUAUAUGAAGAGCAUGUCCAGUCAAAUUGAAAGGAGAUUUGAAAUCUCAUCAUCGAUUGUUGGCAUUAUUGAUGGCAGCUUUGAGAUAGGUAACUUAAUGAUCAUGGUGUUGGUGAGCUACCUUGGACCGAGAGUUCAUCGGCCAAAAAUAAUUGCUGUUGGGUGUCUCAUCAUGUCUGCAGGAGCUUUUUUGUCAGUGAUGCCACAGUUCCUAAUGGGACGUUACAAUUAUGAAAGGAUAACUGUUAGUGUGGACAACUCCUCCAAGAGUGUGUCAGCGUGCUCCCCAGCAUCAUCUGAGGGCCCUGCAGUCACAGAUGCUACAGAAACACUCAGCACAAUGAUAAAUGCUGGUUGUGAGAAAACAACAAAUUCCUAUCUGUGGCUCUUUGUUUUGGUGGGGAACCUUCUACGUGGAAUUGGGGAGGCACCAAUUAUGCCACUGGGAGUUUCAUAUAUUGAUGAUUUUUCUAAAGAAGAAAACUCAGCGUUUUAUAUAGGCCUGGUGAGAUCCUCGGGCAUGUUUGGGCCGACACUGGGCUUCCUACUGGGCUCCUUCUGUGCCAGUCUCUGGGUCGACGUUGGCGCCGUGGAUGUUGAUGCCAUCAGCAUAAAUCCUAAGGAUAGCCGCUGGGUUGGUGCCUGGUGGCUUGGAUUGCUUAUCUGUGGAACAGUCAACUUCAUUGCCUCAUUGCCUUUCUGGUUUUUACCCUAUUCUUUACCAAAAGAAGGAGAGAAUGAAAACUUGAAGAUUAGUCACUUGUCAGUUCAAGGAGAUCACUGUAAAAUAGACACCCCAGCUCAGCCACAGUUGAAGUUCUCAGAGGCAGCAAAAGAUUUCUUGCCAGCACUCAGGAAGCUGUUUGGAAAUCCAGUUUUUGUGGUGUUCAUCUUCCUGACUAUUCUGCAGUACAAUUCCCUUGUUGGGAUAAUAACUUAUGAGCCAAAGUUUAUGGAGCAGCAAUUUAAUGUAUCCGUGGCAAAAGCCAUCUUUCUAAUUGGCGUGAUACUUUUACCUGUCACAAUCCUGGGGAUGUUUUUAGGAGGCUUCCUGAUCAAGAAAUUCAAGCUUCACAUAACUGAAAUGACCAAGUUUGCGUGCGUCACCUUUAUAGUGGCAUAUUUGCUGAACCUCUUGUACUUUGCGUGCAGCUGUGAGGCGCUCCAGGUGGCCGGGCUGACAGCGCCAUACUCUGGAAUAAAGCACCUUUCCUCCAGCAAGCACAUCUACAUGGCCAGCUGCAAUGCUGAGUGCAACUGCAAGGUGGAUCAGUGGGACCCUGUCUGUGGGGAUAAUGGGAUCACAUACAUGACAGCCUGCUUUGCAGGGUGCAAGUCAUCAUCUGGGACAGGAAGGAAUAUGGUGUUUCACAAUUGCAGCUGUGUGCAAGGACAAGGGCUCGGGCUUGGCAAUUCCUCUGCAGUUUUGGGACAAUGCCAAAGAGAAAGCUGUACCAAAGUCUUUCCCUAUUUUUUAGCAUUGCAGACUGCAUGUGCAUUUUUUUUAGCCUUAGGAGGCACUCCAACAUACAUGAUUAUGUUUAGAUCUGUUUCUCCAGACCUGAAAUCCUUUGCUGUUGGAAUAGAGACUUUGGGUGGUAGAGUACUAGGAGGACUCCCAGCCCCGAUUUAUUUUGGUGCCUUGAUAGACAAGACCUGCUUGAAAUGGGGGACAAAAAGCUGUGGAGGAUCUGGAUCCUGCAGAGUAUAUGACACAAAAGAAUUCAGGAAUGUCUAUCUUGGCCUCAUUGCAGGACUACGGGCAGGAUGCUGUCUCUUGUACUUAGUGCUCUCCGUUUUAAUUAUGAAACGCUUCAAACCAGAUGGCAAAGAGAUGACAGAUAUUAAAAAUGCAGAGAGAUCAGCCAGCAAAGAACUAGAUACUGCUAACAAAAGAGAAAUUCUUCCUGGUUCAAGAACCUCAGAGGAGAGUGAGGAAACUUAUAUGUAAAAAUGAAACAAGACCUAGGCUUCAGUUUUUCUGAAGUGCAAAAGGAGUCUAAUUACUGGCUAUAACAACUAGUUUACAUUUUGGGAGUUCAAAAAGUAUCUUUGAACAUUGGCUUUUUAUUGGCUUUACCCAUCAUCUUCCUUUUGUCAUCUAAAACAGCAAUAAGGGGAAAAGGUGUUCAAUAUUUUGGGGAACUCUGCCAUCCUCCUGCUCUCAGUCCCUUUCCUUGACCCACAGUAGGACAACCCAAAAAUUUUGCAAAUGUCAUAAAUGUGAUUAUGAUUGAAAAAUUAAGAAGAAAUCCAUAAUAAGCUGCUUUGUUGUUUUCCACUGAGGAUAUUUCAAGUCCUCUUGCUCUGUAUUUAGUCCUAGAGCUCUCCAUGGCCAAUCAAUCUUGACUUGGGCUACUGUGAUGUGAAAAGUAGGGGGGGUUUUGCUGUGAGGUUUGUUUUGCUGUGGGGUUCCUGACCAGAGCUUAUGGUUCCAGACUUGCUCCCAUGUGCCAUGACCAGGUGAGACCCCCAGGGCUGUCAGGGAGCACCUUCUGAGCUCAAACAGCACUACAGCUCUGGGGGUUUGGCUUGAAAGGGUUAAACAAAGUGGACAGCAAAUAAACAAAGAGGUGUAUUAAUUUUGCAGCACAUCUCAAAAAUGGGUUUGAGAUAGACUGAACUGCAAUAAAGUGAUAGGUACUUAA
Messenger RNA from Catharus ustulatus (Swainson's thrush), 3378 nucleotides. Its product is annotated as solute carrier organic anion transporter family member 1C1-like. Bases 567 to 2681 code for a protein of 704 amino acids. Gene Ontology annotation, molecular function: bile acid transmembrane transporter activity; protein binding. Gene Ontology annotation, cellular component: membrane. The record is from RefSeq and is a predicted model, not a curated record. Gene Ontology annotation, biological process: sodium-independent organic anion transport; transmembrane transport; bile acid and bile salt transport. The transcript has 16 exons. Lineage: Eukaryota; Metazoa; Chordata; Aves; Passeriformes; Turdidae.